Messenger RNA from Onychostoma macrolepis, 2253 nucleotides. RefSeq names its product PI-PLC X domain-containing protein 1-like. Gene Ontology annotation, molecular function: phosphoric diester hydrolase activity. Bases 1128 to 2042 code for a protein of 304 amino acids. NCBI's taxonomy places the organism in Eukaryota, Metazoa, Chordata, Actinopteri, Cypriniformes, Cyprinidae. The record is from RefSeq and is a predicted model, not a curated record. The transcript is spliced from 7 exons. Gene Ontology annotation, biological process: lipid metabolic process.
GAUUUCUAAGUGGGAGAACUUGCAAAAUAGCAGGGUGUUCAAAUACUUAUUUUCCUCACUGUAUAAGACAAACAAUAAAAAACAGAUGCAAAUAAAGACAGUUAACAUUUUUGGUGAUAUGUGUGGCCAUAAUCAACCGUUGUGCUUUGGUGUUAAUUCAUAUAUUGAAGUUCUUUUGCAUAUUCACUUUCAUUCGUUCCCCUGUACAGGCUUGUUAAGUUUGUUUGCCAAUGCUCCAAAAUGGCAACGUUUGCAAACAGUUUAAAAUAACUUCUGCCAAAGGAAGUGAAUUAGCUGUGUUGGUGAGAACUGCAAAUUAUCAUAAAAUUGUUUGUUAAGGGUGGAACAUUUUAUAUUGGAUAGAAAAGAAAAAGAAAAAAAAAACAUUUAUUGGGGCCAGAAUGGGUGUUUUUAUAAAGAAAUUUAAAACAAAUAAUUUGGGGAAACUCUUUAGUCUUAUGUUCACCAAAGGUUGCAUAUAAAACAGUAAUAAUAUUAUUACAAUUACUGUUUUGUUUUGUUUUUUAAUGUCAUUUAUUGGCAAAGAUUGAUUUUCAGUUUCCAUUUUCAGUGUCAUAUGAUCCUUCAGAAAUCAUUCUAAUUGUGAUUUGGUACUCAAAAAUGUUUGUUGUUAUUAUCAAUGUUGAAAACUGCUGCAUAAUAUAUUUGUGGAAACUGAUGCUUUUUUUUCUGGUUUCUGAUGGAUAACUUUUAUUUGAAAUAGAUUUUGUUGCUGUUUUUAAGGUCACAAUUUAAUGCAAUUUAAUUCUUACUGAAUAAAAGAAUUGCCCUCUUUCAAUAAAUAAAUAAAUGUCUUACUGACCCUAAACAUUCUUGGGAAAUAAGGAGUAUUUGCUGGAAAAUGGGCAAUAGUCUGUGAUUUUAUACUGAGGUGAAUAUGUUGACCUCUCUCUUCUUAGCCUUAUAAUCUAUUCUAGAGGAACUGAAAGAAACCUGGGAGGGACGCAUUGAAUGUGGAUGAGCGAUUCAUAAUGACCCAACCUCCUCACCCAAGAGGGUGUUGUCUAAACAUAUAAAACAAUGCAAUCAGAAUGCUGUGAUUGUCAAACACAAAAAGGACACAAAAAGGCAUUUGUACCACUGAAAAAUUGGAUAAGAACAAGAAAAUGGCUGAAACAGAGAGUCUAGCUGACUGGAUGUCUAACCUUAAUGAGAAAUUCACAAAAAUCCCCUUGAGCCAACUUGCUAUUCCAGGGAGCCAUGAUGCUAUGGCAUACAGCUUGGAUACGAACUCUUCAGUACUGGAACCUAAAAAAAUAAAGGCCUUGGACAAGAUGUUCAGUACUUUCUUAAGGCCCAUUGUCAAAAAAUGGGGUACUGCCCAGGACAAAAACAUCUCUGAGCAGCUUGAUGCGGGUAUGCGAUACUUUGAUCUGAGGGUUGCUGGGAAGCCUGAAUCGAGUGACUUAUUCUUCUAUCAUGGACUAUACACGACAAUGACUGUGAAGGAGGGAAUGACAGAACUGGAGAAAUGGUUAGGACAGCAUACUAAGGAGGUUGUCAUCCUUGCUUUCUCACAUUUCAAAGAAAUGUCAGCCGAUCAACACACCGACCUGACCAACUUCCUCAAAGUGCACUUCAAAACAAAACUUUGUCCUAAGCCUCAAGUGCCCUCACUCAAGGACUGCUGGGAAAGUGGCUACCAGGUCAUCCUCUCUUAUGACAACAGAAGUGUUGACGAUCCUGUUUUGUGGCCUCAAAUCAAGUACUGGUGGGCCGAUAAUUCGGACCCCAACGAGGUCAUUUCAUACCUUAAUAACCAGAAACAAAAGGGAAAACCAGAGGGAUUGUUUGUUGCUGGUCUCAACCUGACUUUUGAUGGGAAUGACAUGCUUCUGUACCUCACAAAGUCUUUAAAGGAGAAGACCAUGAAGGCCUACCCUCUGUUGCUUGACUGGGUGAAGGAGCAACGUCCAGGCUCUGACAAAGAUAGUGUCAACAUCAUUGCUGGAGAUUUUGUUGGAGUGAAUAGCUUUGCUAAGGAUAUCAUUCAGCUGAACAAUGCCGACAAUGGUUCAUGAAGAGGGUAUUUUGAGUCUGCUUGAGAUCUCCUUCAAACAGUAUAAGAAGCUUUAAGAAUCUUUCUGUAUUAUUAUUAGGCUAUUAUUAUUAGUCAGUAGCCUAUAUAUACGGGAAUCUAUGGUUGGUUACGGGAAAAGUUGAGCAUUUAACAUAUUAAACAAAUACCCAAAGUAAAAUUCUAAUAUAAAUAAUAAAAAAAUUCAAAUGUGA